GGAGGAAGUGACAGAAACAGAAGAGAAGACGAGGAGCUGCGCUGAGACAUACCCAUGGUAGUGUCUUCUGCUGAAGCAUGGCUACCUGGCAGCUCAGAAAUGCAUUGGAGCUUGCUUUAAUUCACCAGCCUGACACCGUGACAACUGACCUACUUGACCAGAUGCUAGAGGUCCCAUUCAAAGAACGGUAUCGUAGGCUGGACCUGCAGACUGUGCUUCCAGGUGGUGAUCAGUCGCCGCCGCUUCGCUUUGUGAUUACUGCUCUCAAUAUCUUGGAGAAGUAUGGUAAGAAUCUCCUCUCACCACAUCGGCCUAAGUUCUGGAGGAGUGUCAAAUUUAACAACCCUGUUUUUAAGUCGACUGUUGAUGCUGUUAAUGGUGGGCGUCAUGUCUUGUCAUUGUAUGGAUACACACAGUCUCUUCCAGAUGGUCUUAGCUUUCCAGAUGCUAUGGAGGAACCAGAUGCUGCCAAUGUUGCUGCAGUAACAGCAGAUGUCAUCAUCCUCCACCGUGAGCUCAAUCUUUUGAUCUCUAAUUCUCAUCCAUUCCAGGAUCAGGCAACCGAUGAACUGUUGAAAAUGAAUUUACCUCAGCACACCUUGGCCACCGAUUCUGUUGCUUUCUCCAGACCUGACCCAUCAGAAAUGUCCCCUGAAGGAUGUGGUCUCUGUGGUGUGAAGACAGUGUCUGUUGUGUGUACUUUAUGUAAUGAUAUGCUGUGUUUAGAGUGCGACCAUAGAGUACACUCGCAUCCCAAUCGUUCACAUCACCAACGCAACCCCUGUGGCACAUCACCCACACACAGGCCCAAGGAUGAUGAAUUUCUAUCACAUGUUUCAUCUCGUCCACCAUGGCGGUGUAUGUCGUGCCACACUUUAAAUAGAGGGGGGUCAGUGCUCUGUGUGGGAUGUGACCGUCCCCGUGGCUGUAACAAUGCAUUGAAUAUGUCAUUAGAAAAUCCUCAGCAGAAAGACACUUGGGUGUGUCAGGCUUGUACUCUACAGAAUCUUUCUUCAGCUGUCUUGUGUGCAGUGUGUGACCGACCUCGACUAGCCAGGAAACCAUCUAGAGACAUGCACACGUCUGCAGCUUUUUCCUUAAUGGAUAGUGAAGACGGCUACAAGACCACAGCCUUACCUGACCAGAGUAGACUUAUGUCUUUGCCAGAGAAUAGCAAGGUGCCUGGUAGUAUGUAUGAUAAAGCUGCCAGCAUUGAGCCAUCUAACCGAAGGCCACUGUCCCAAGGGAAUAACAAUGCUAGUCUUCAGUACUCAAAGAAAAGCAGCCCAGAUAACUCUUACCUGAUUGAGAACCCCAUAAAUGAGCUGAGAAGCGGCUUAGAAAUUUUUUCGGAACCUCUAAAUGGAGAAAAGGAAGAACACAUGAAAGUGUUAAAGGGUUGGCAGUGCAACCACUGCACAUUUUACAACAUGUGCGGUGGCCGUGUCUGUGAGAUAUGUGACCGGACCAGUGAAGAGGUGACACUGACAGAAGAGAAUAAGAAAGAACAAGAGAAACAGUUAAAAUACCAGGACGAGAUGAGACAGAGGAAGCUGAAAGAGGAUGGAGCAAAAUUAGUGGCAUUGAUUAAGGAAGGGGAGGCAAAUGGUGUGUCUCCAGAAGAGGUGUGCAGUGCAAUACGGUACUCUGGUACAGAGAAGCCUCUUCGGUGGCUGCAGUCUGAACUUGUGUAUGUGUUAGAGCGAUUAAUUGAUGCUGCAUCGCAGAAGGCAGGCUCUGAGUUGGGGACUUUCACACCAGACGAAGCUCGUAGUGCAUGGUUGUCAUGCGGAGGGGAUAUUGAGGAAACGGUGAACCUAUGCAUUAUACAACGAAAAAACAAGGUGGAAGAACUGUGUUCCCUUGGCUUCCAAGAUCGAGAUAAGGUGGUCGCGGCACUCUAUGAGAGUGCUGGCAGUGUGCCAGGAGCACUCAGCAUUUUACAGAUGCCUCUUUUGGAGCCCUUCCUGAAACGUGUAUGGCAAGAUAAAGAAGUUCCAUUUCAGAUAGAUUCCGGAGACAGACAGGCACUUCUCAGGCGAUUACUUGCGGAGCAUGCACUACAUAGCUGGGGGCGUGCCGAACUGGCUCUGUCGCUACUUCAGGAAGGGGAAGGACGGUAUAACCUUCAGGAUGUUGUGGAAGCAGUGAGAGAAUCACAGGACCGUGACUUUAUCAAGAGGAUGCUAACUCAAGAAUGCGCAGUCUGUGGAUGGCAGCUUCCACGCAAUAAGAUGCGCUGUCUAACUUCAUGUGAGUGCUGUAUAUGCCCAGAAUGCUUUCGGAUGCACUUUACAGUUGCAAUAAAGGAGAAACACAUUAGAGAUAUGGUGUGCCCAUCAUGCGAGGAGCCAGAGAUUAGCGAUGAGGGUGAACUCUUACAUUAUUUUUCUACACUAGAUAUUCUGUUACGGGACACUCUUGAAGAUGAUGCUUACAAUUUGUUCCAUAAAAAGUUGACAGAGAGAACACUUAUGAAAGAUCCAAAGUUUCUUUGGUGCACACAUUGUUCCUUUGGAUUUAUUUACGAACGGGAUCAACUUGAUGUAAAGUGCCCUCAGUGUGAUUGCAGCUUCUGCAGGACCUGCAAGCGACCAUGGGAGGAGCAGCAUCGAACCCUAACUUGUGAAGAUUUCCAAAGCUGGAAGAGAGAAAAUGAUGCUGAAUAUCAGGCACAGGGACUGGCUGUGUACCUGCAGGAAAAUGGAAUCACUUGUCCUCAUUGCAAAUUUUCUUACGCUCUUGCAAGGGGAGGUUGUAUGCAUUUUGUCUGCACUCAGUGUCGCCAUCAGUUUUGUAGUGGAUGUUACAACACCUUUCACUCCAAAAAUAAAUGUACAGUACCUGCAUGCACAGUCAGAAUGUCCCUCCAUGCUCAUCAUCCUAGAGACUGCUUAUUCUACCUACGAGACUGGGAGGUGUCCCGUCUGCAGACGCUUCUCCAGAUGUCUAAUGUGCCAUUUAAUACAGACCCACCUGCUGGAACACAUGCUGAACCUGGAGGUGGAUGUCGUGUGCUGGAGCAGAAAGAAUCUAUUGAUGGAUUGAAAGAUGAGGCCUGUGGAAAGAAGACUGCCCUUGGAUAUGCAGGGUUGUGUGAAUCUCAUUAUAAGGAGUAUUUGGUCAGUCGAAUUAAUGCUCUCUCUCUGGAGCCUUGCGUUCUCUAUGAUCUUGAAGAAAUUGUCGCUGUAUAUAAACGCUACCUUCAAAAAUGCCCCACUCGAGAGAUCAAUGAAGAUGAGAUAACUUACAAGGAAAGACUUAUAAACGUGCUGAUGUUUGAGGUGCCACUGAAUACAGUUGCUCAAAGAAAUCCCCAUCCGUAAAGCUUCUUCUUUUUUUUUUUUUUAAUGCCCUCUUUCAUUCUAGUUUAAAAAAAAUUGUAAAUUGGAUAUUUGUCCAUAAAUAAAAGCUACUAAAUAGUU
Messenger RNA from Bufo gargarizans (Asiatic toad), 3425 nucleotides. It is a transcript of the gene RNF31, whose product is annotated as ring finger protein 31. Gene Ontology annotation, cellular component: LUBAC complex. Lineage: Eukaryota; Metazoa; Chordata; Amphibia; Anura; Bufonidae. Gene Ontology annotation, biological process: protein linear polyubiquitination. Bases 78 to 3326 code for a protein of 1082 amino acids. Gene Ontology annotation, molecular function: K63-linked polyubiquitin modification-dependent protein binding; zinc ion binding; linear polyubiquitin binding. The record is from RefSeq and is a predicted model, not a curated record. The transcript has 22 exons.